AUCGUGACGACACAAAUUUUCUUCUUCCCUAUUGGCCUGUCACGAGUAAAGUAAGACGGCCUCUGAUUCGAUGGGAGCUUCAUCCACUAUGUAUUUAUUUCGUCAGGCGGGAACGCGGGACUUCCGGGGUUGAGUGGCGCCAACGUGAGAAGUCUUCCGGACACCGCGGUAGCAUCCCAGCUAACCGACGUUCCCCCGUGGCGGCCAUGUUGGCAGGGGCGACGGUUGCAUAAAAGCUAAUGGAUGGAUGUGGGAAUGUUGUUAUAACUCGCUCAUUUUGUGAGCGAUUUUCAUUACUGUCACUUAUUUUGUGAUGAACAAAAGGUGUCCUAUUAAUGCAGAAUAGUUUUGGGGAUAAUUAUUCACUGGCGAAAAUUUCAGUUUUAGCCAUAAAAAGUUCCCUUGUCGUAAUUGGCCGAUGUUGUUUACAACUGUAUGCAGCAUCAUGUGCCGGCAUCCUUUUCCAGUCGCCUACUCCAUUAAAAUGGUGACGCCUUUGCCCUUCCUAGCUUAGCGUCGCGGUCGACGGUCAGCUAGAAAGGGGCGUGUCUUACCUGCCCCUGUUCAUUUUUACAACGGUGCCAAUGUGUCUUUAAACGCUGCUAAUAAAUUAGAAGUAAUGAUGUUUUCGGCUGAUCUAUCCAAGGUUCUCGACCUCGUGCGAUCCCUAUAUUGCCACACAGAAACGCUGGAGGAGUUUACGGACAGAAUCGUGUUCCAAGAGGGUCGCAAAUUGGUUCUUGUCGAACAGGCGGACUCUUACUCCUUUCAAUCCUUCGUCGGGAGCCUUGUCGUUGGCUAUGACAACGAGCUUCAGCACGUGCCGAGCUGCCACCAGGUCAGCACUCUGUCGGAACUGUUGGCCUUCAUUCUCAAUCGCCUGAAAAGGAAGAAAAAGCACAACAUCUUGGUACGCGGUUACAAACUGCUGUGCUUGGAUCAGCAGGAGGAUGACAUAGACCACUUCAAGUUCCAGGGUGAAGUCGGACAGAAUGUUGCCAACAUCCACACCAGUGACCUGUGGAAGAAAUUGGCCCUGCGUCUCGGUACGGACAUCACUCGCUACCUGCUGGAGAACUGUUCCAUUUUUGUCAUGGUUCCGCCGUCGUGCGCUUUCCAGGUGUGCGGCUUUCCCAUCUACGACAGGGUUUACAAACCCGUCGUCCGCUCCGGGUUUUGCCUCCAGGCUCGAUUCAGGACCCGUCGUAAUACUAAGUCUGCGAAAAGUCGACGUGCAGUGAGCUUGAAAAGGGGGGGUUUUAGAGCCUCAUAUCAGAAAAGGAAGAGAGAAAUCAAUGAGGAGGAUGAGGAGGACACGCUGCGUUCUGGAAAAAGGAGACGUCUCGCAAAAGCUCAGGAAGUUAAAGAGACAGUUGAAAAAAGACAGCCGCUGUACUUCAAGCCCGAGGAGAUAAGCGGUGAUGUCUUUCAGCAAGCAGCUGAAACGGGCACAGCUCCUUUGGAAACAAGACCUAGUUGGAGAUCAGGCAUUUUCCCUCCUUCGCCUCCCUCGCGGUGUUUCAUAAGAACAAUGGCCUUCCUGUAUGGUUGCCCGGGUAUGAACCGGUUCCUCCUCAACAGGAAGAAGAAAAGUGCGGCGGGCUCGAGAAGAAUACAAGGUCCGGAUCUGGUGAGAAUCAUUUUCUUCGAGGGGCUGGCCUAUCUGAACGGACUGGAGAGGAAAACGAAGAAGCUCCCCCGUCGCUUUUUCAACAUGGUCCCCCUUUUUAGCCAGCUUUUGCGUCAGCACAGGAGGUACGCCUACAGCAGAACACUGCAGCGACUGUGCCCUCUGGUGCGGAGCGACCUGCCCCAAGGUGAUCUCUGCUCCCUUUUGCCCAAAUAUUGUCGGCCUCACCGGGUCUACCUUUUCGUGAGGGAGUGCCUGUGCGCCGUCAUCCCGUUAGAGCUUUGGGGCUCCUUGGAAAACCGUUGUCAUUUUUUGGCGCGGGUCAGGGGCUUUUUGUGCAGCACUAAGUAUGUAAAGAUUUCCAUUGCGGAGCUGAUGUGGAAGAUGAAGGUGAAUGACUGCGACUGGUUGAAGAUCAGUAAGAAAGGGCGGAUCCCACCCAGCGAGCUCGCGUAUCGGACGCGGGUGCUCAGUCAGCUGCUCGCUUGGCUACUUGACGGCUACGUCGUCGGCCUCGUGCGAGCUUGCUUCUACGCCACAGAAAGUGUGGGUCAGAAGAACGCCCUGAGGUUCUACAGGCAGGAGCUUUGGGCCAGACUGCAGGAGCUUGCCUUCAGAGAUCACCUUUCUGCGGGUCACUGGAAGGAAUUGACUCAGGCUGAGGCGGAUUCCCUCCCCAAUAGCACCGUCUUCAACCAUCUGCGCUUCAUCCCAAAGGCGGUUACAAUGAGGCCCAUCAUGCGAGUUUUUGGAGUAGACGCUCAGACCAGGGCCUUCCGAAGGAAGAUAUGUGACCUGAGGGAUGUCUUGCGGGCCUGCGUACGCUUCUCUCCCUCCCUCCUGGGUUCCACAGUGUGGGGGAUGACGGAUGUCCACAAGGUGUUGUCCACUCUUGUGCAGACCCUGGAAGACAAACCAGAGCCCCUCUACUUUGCUAAGGUGGACGUCAGCGGAGCAUACGAGAGUCUUCCCCAUGACAAACUUUUACAUGUGGUCAGCGAAGCCCUGUCGCUUGCCUACGAGUCCUUCAACAUGCGCAGCUACACCUCUUUGUGGCUAGAUUCUUUCGAGGGCCUGAAGAAGUCUUUUGUCAGACGGGCUGACUUUGUGACGGCUGAGCUGAGCUGCAGCAACAUGAAAGGGUUUGUGACGGCCCUGCAAAAAACCAACAGAGUUCACCACUCCAUCUUGGUGGAGCAGCACAGGGCCACAAAUAUUCACGCCCAAGAUAUCCUUCAGUUCUUCACCCACAUGUUGACCCACAGCUUUGUACGGUUUGGGAAGAAAACCUAUCGUCAGCUUUGCGGGAUUCCCCAGGGAUGCCCCGCAUCCACUUUGCUCUGCUGUCUCUGCUACGGUCACAUGGAGAAUGCCCUGUUCGAAGGAAUGGAGUUAGUCAAAGGACGAUUGAUGAGAAUGGUGGAUGAUUUUCUUCUGAUCACACCCAGCCUCUGCGAGGCACAAAACUUUCUCAAUGUCUUGUUCGCCGGGGUUUCGGAGUACGGCCUAGUGGUCAACCCGCACAAGGUGGUGGUCAACUUUGAGCUGCAGGAAGAUCUGACUUCCUGCGCCGGCAUCCAGAAGCUGGCCUCCCAUUGCCUCUUCCCAUGGUGCGGCUUGUUGCUGGACACGUCUUCUCUCAACGUCUAUAAUGAUUACUCCAGCUACUCGGGCCAGUCUCUGUCCCAGAGCCUCACUUUGGGCAUAUCCCAAUCGGCAGGGGAGCAAAUGAGGAGGAAGUUGAUGAGGAUCCUGAAACUCAAGUGCCACGCUGUGUUCUUGGACUUGAAGACAAAUACCGUGACGACAGUCUACAGAAAUAUCUACAAGUUGGUGCUACUCCAUGCAUUCAGAUUCCAUGUGUGUGCCCAGAGUUUACCUUUUGGCCAAACGGUUGCAAAGAACCCUGACAACUUUCUGCGGAUGGUAUGGGACAUGGCUCAUUAUGCCAAUAAGCUCUUGAGGCACAGCAACAGAGGCUACGAGGCCCUGGAUGGCAUUGUGCCAAGCGAGGCAAUGGAAUUGCUUUUCUGCCUUUCAUUUCUACUGGUGUUGUCGCAACAUCGCUCCCUGUACAAAGGCAUGAUUCCGCAUCUGCAUAAAUGGAAGCGCAGUCUGCAGAGCCGUCUGGGAGAUGUGCAACUGACGAGGGUGAGACAAGCAGCUAGACCCAGGAUCCCUGUGGAAUUCUUGACCAUUCGAACUUAAAUAUAUUUGAGUUAACUCAUUUUGAUAAAGUCUCCCUGUAAAAAAAAAAAUGAAAUAAAAUAAUAGCCAUCAGCAGCUGACAGGUUUGGAUGUGAGGAGAUUUGGUUACGUGAAAGAAAAAAGAAAAAAAACCCGUGCUGUACAAUGGAAUCGACGGCCUUUGUCCGUCUGGAUUACAAUUUAUGCUUUGUGGUAUUUUUCCAUAUCAAUGUCGAAGAAAGCAAUUUAGGUAUGUUUGAGAUUGACUGCCACUAUGCAAAUGUUUCAGUCGGCGUGGUCAAAAGUAAUUUGUUUAUGAGCAUCGACUUCAAUUGUUGUAGUGUAACGCCAGAUUUGCCUUCGUGUACUAUAAUGUGUAAAUACGCUCACUUUUUUUUUUAUUGACUGAAUUAUCAACACCCUUUGUCUAAAAAAGAAGAAAGGAUCCUUUGUCAUGACGCCAGCAUGCCUUCCCACUCAUAAAAGAAAGCAAUUUCUCUCUGACAAUGAUGUACUCAGGAGGCUCCUUUUCAGGAACGGAAACGUAGUUCAUGACAACAGAUGCACAGGUCGCCGCUCCCGAUGUCACUGCGCUUCGAUCUCAAAAGCGUCAUUGCCGUACGGGUUUCGUCCCUCCCGUGACGAAGACCUCUCCCUGACCUUUUGGAUUCCUUUGUAGAGAGCCACGAGCGGGAUCGAAACCACGGGCAUGGCACAGAGGAGGAUGAUUACGGCAAACACGAAGUCUGGGUAGGGCUUAACCUCUGUUUUGGGAAAGAGUUCCUAAAGCAAAGAAUGCAACUGUGUUAAAACGCCACCCAAUACGUACAUCUUUUUUGGGGGUUGGGGGGUCACUUACGUAAGCAGGAUUCCACGCAGGGUAUGUGGGGUGUUUCUGGGCUUGGAGGACCACAUAUGCAAUCAACACUAUCUUAAGCAUUAAAGGACUGAUGAGAGUCCAACAACAUCUCCAAUAAAGAUUUGGCCUCUUUCCGGUCAUGAAA
This is a messenger RNA of Hippocampus zosterae (dwarf seahorse), 4821 nucleotides long. RefSeq names its product telomerase reverse transcriptase (gene tert). The record is from RefSeq and is a predicted model, not a curated record. Lineage: Eukaryota; Metazoa; Chordata; Actinopteri; Syngnathiformes; Syngnathidae. Gene Ontology annotation, biological process: telomere maintenance via telomerase. Gene Ontology annotation, cellular component: telomerase catalytic core complex. Gene Ontology annotation, molecular function: telomeric repeat DNA binding; telomerase RNA binding. The coding region runs from base 620 to 3838 and encodes 1072 amino acids. The transcript is spliced from 16 exons.